Nannospalax galili (Upper Galilee mountains blind mole rat) is the source of this 2092-nucleotide messenger RNA. RefSeq names its product flavin adenine dinucleotide synthetase 1 (gene Flad1). The transcript is spliced from 9 exons. Lineage: Eukaryota; Metazoa; Chordata; Mammalia; Rodentia; Spalacidae. Gene Ontology annotation, biological process: FAD biosynthetic process. The record is from RefSeq and is a predicted model, not a curated record. Gene Ontology annotation, molecular function: FMN adenylyltransferase activity. The coding region runs from base 432 to 2024 and encodes 530 amino acids.
GGUGGGGGAGGGCAGAGAAGGGCCGAGGCCCGGGAUAAGGUAGACACUUAAAGGGACAGGUGUCCCAAAGAGAAGAGACGUUUAAAGAUGCAGAUCCCCUAGGUAGAGCAAAUCCAAACCAGUUCGGCAGACGGAAGACAUUUAAGGUGGUAGAUCUUGGGAGGACAGGACCCUUUAAGCAGAAGAGCCUGGGAUUUGAGAACAUCCUGACAAGAGACCUGGGUUCCCUUGACCCAGGACUCUGUACUCAGGCUAUGGCCUCCAGUGUCCUGUAGACCUGGCGGUUCCUCAGUGCCUGAGGCCCCUAUUUUGGGGUCUAGGUGGCUACUGGAGAGCUUUGCAGAAGAUCAGAGAGGGCAGGACCAUGGCAUCUAGGGCCUCUGAACUUCCCCCUGGGCGCAGCGUGACAGCCGGCAUAAUCGUUGUUGGAGAUGAGAUCCUCAAGACUUGUUGCAACAUCCCUACAAGUUGCCAAGCACUACGGUAGAGGGCAGAGGGGACACAACAGUGACAGGAGGCCGGCAAGUAGAGGAGGCCCAGGAUCAUAUACUAUGUAUUUAGGAGUUAUAUCCAACCUGUUUGGAAAUGAUUCAAGGCACUCAGCAGAGUGGAUAAGUGAGCCAAGAAGGAAGGGACACACUCAAGACACCAACACUUACUUUCUUUGUCGGACACUGCGCUCCCUGGGGGUCCAGGUCUGCCGAGUCUCUGUUGUACCUGAUGAGGUAGCCACCAUUGCAGCUGAGGUCACCUCUUUCUCCAGUCGCUUCACUUAUGUCCUCACUGCAGGGGGCAUCGGCCCCACUCAUGAUGAUGUGACCUUUGAGGCAGUGGCACAGGCCUUUGGGGAGGAGCUCAAGCCACACCCUGAGCUGCAAGCAGUCAUCAAAACCCUAGGAGGGGAGGGUUGGGAGAAAAUGUCAUUGGUGCCCUCCUCUGCCCGCCUACAUUACGGCACAGAUCCUCACACUGGCAACCCAUUCAGAUUCCCACUGGUCUCUGUCCGAAAUGUCUACCUCUUCCCAGGCAUUCCGGAACUGCUUCGAAGGGUGCUGGAGGGGCUGAAGGGACUGUUUCAAAACACAGCUGUGCGAUUCCACCUGAAGGAACUGUAUGUGGCUGCUUCUGAGGGCUCUAUUGCCUCCAUCCUAGCUGAGGCCCAGGCCCACUUUGGGCAUAGGCUUUGCCUGGGUUCCUAUCCUGACUGGGGCAGCAACUACUAUCAGGUGAAGCUGACUCUAGACUCUGAAGAAGAGGAGCCGUUGGAGGAAUGCCUGGCCUAUCUGACUGCCCAUCUGCCCCAAGGAUCGUUGGUCCCCUACCUGCCCAAUGCUGUGGAGCAGGCUAGUGAGGCUGUGUACAAACUUGCUCAGUCAGGGUCUUGUCUGGGGAAAAAGGUAGCAAGUGCUCUGCAGACCAUUGAGACUGCCCUGGCUCAGUACCACCUCAACCAGCUCUGUGUGGGCUUUAAUGGAGGCAAAGACUGCACAGCCCUCCUACACCUCUUCCAUGCAGCCGUGCAAAGGAAAUCUCCUGAUGUUCCAAAACACCUCCAGAUCCUGUAUAUCCGUUGCAUCUCCUCCUUUCCUGAGCUGGAACAGUUUCUACAGGACACCAUCAAGAGGUAUAAUCUGCAGGUAUUAGAGGCUGAGGGUGACAUGAAGCAGGCCCUGAGUAAGCUGAAGGAACAGCACCCCCAGCUGGAGGCUGUCUUGAUGGGCACUCGCCGGACUGACCCCUACUCCUGUAGCCUCUGUCCUUUCAGUCCAACUGACCCUGGCUGGCCUUCCUUCAUGCGCAUCAACCCACUGCUGGACUGGACCUACAGAAACAUCUGGGACUUUCUGCGUCAGUUGUUUGUCCCAUACUGUAUCCUGUAUGACCGAGGGUACACAUCACUGGGGAGUCAAGAGAACACAGUGCAGAACCCAUCCCUGAAGUGCCUGAGCCCAGGAGGGCACCCCACCUACCGUCCAGCAUAUCUGCUGGAGAACGAAGAGGAAGAGCGGAACUCCCGAAAGUGAUCUCACACUCAAUGCGGGGAAGGGGCUGGCCUGGGGUGUAACCUGUCAGUAAACUGCCUGUCACACCA